Messenger RNA from Nematolebias whitei (Rio pearlfish), 1940 nucleotides. RefSeq names its product cyclin D binding myb-like transcription factor 1 (gene dmtf1). The record is from RefSeq and is a predicted model, not a curated record. Gene Ontology annotation, biological process: regulation of transcription by RNA polymerase II. Bases 42 to 1940 code for a protein of 632 amino acids. Gene Ontology annotation, cellular component: nucleus. Gene Ontology annotation, molecular function: DNA-binding transcription factor activity, RNA polymerase II-specific; RNA polymerase II cis-regulatory region sequence-specific DNA binding. The transcript is spliced from 16 exons. Lineage: Eukaryota; Metazoa; Chordata; Actinopteri; Cyprinodontiformes; Rivulidae.
CAGCGGCUCGUUGGGCUCGGUUCUGUCUCGUCAGGCGCAGGAUGAGCUCAGCAGCAGAAGACGCCGCUGCUCCGUUAGAAACGGUCAAAUCCGUCACGUUAACUCGAGACGCUGAUGGAAGCAUCGUCCUGCACUGUCCUCCAAACGACGACGACUCGGAGCCUCUCCAGAAGAAGCUGCGUGUUUGUGCGGAGGAAACCUCCGGGACGCCUCACUUCUCCGUCCUCACUCUGCCCGCGUCGGAGAGCGACGAGAGCUUCGAGGUGACGAUGACGGCCACGGCAGAAGGAGAUCUGUCCGAUGACGGCGUCGCUCAGAUCGAGAUUCUUCCUGAGGAUGAGGAGCAGCAGACCGAGGUGUCUCCGGUCAGCCAGGCCUGGUUCACCACCAAAGAGGACAAAGACACGUUGACGAACAAAGGUCACAAGUGGAAACAGGGCAUGUGGUCGAAGGAGGAGAUCGACAUCCUGAUGAGCAACAUCGACCGCUACGUGAAGGGCCGCGGGAUCCAGGACCCAGCAGAGAUCAUCUUCGAGAUGUCCAAGGAGGACAGGAAGGACUUCUACCGCUCGGUGGCGUUGGGGCUCAACCGGCCGCUGUUCGCCGUCUACAGGCGAGUUCUGCGGAUGUACGACAACCGGAACCACGUCGGAAAGUACACUCCUGAGGAGAUCGAGAAGCUAAGGACGCUGAGAGAGAAACACGGGAACGACUGGGCGACGAUCGGCGCGGCUCUCGGCCGCAGCGCCUCUUCGGUCAAAGAUCGCUGUCGGCUGAUGAAGGACACCUGUAACACAGGUAAAUGGAGCGAGGAGGAGGAGAAACGCCUCGCGGAGGUCGUGUACGAGAUGGCAGGCGUGUCGCCGGGGUCGGCGGUCACAGGAGGGGUUUCCUGGGCGACGGUCGCCGACAGGGUCCGCACGCGCUCAGAGAAACAGUGUCGUUCAAAAUGGCUGAACUACCUGAACUGGAAACACAGCGGAGGAGCCGAGUGGACGAAGGAGGACGACCUGAACCUCCUGCGCAGGAUAUCUGCGCUGAAGGUGGAGGACGAGAACGAGAUCAAGUGGGAGGACCUGGCGUGGGGGUGGAGCAGCGUCCGCUCGCCUCAGUGGCUUCGAUCCAAGUGGUGGAGCAUCAAGAGACAAGUCUCCAACCACAAGGAGAUCCCGUUCAGCGUCCUCCUGAAAGGUCUCGAGGAGCUGAUGACGUCCUCCCAGACGGCGUCUGUACCUGGGAGUCCCUCUUCCUCGCUGCAGAUCCGACUCACCCGAUUGGACGAGAGCGGCAGCGGCGGAAGCCCCGCCCCCAGCUCAGUGGCGGCGCUGCAGAUCCCCGUGCAGAUCCCGCUGCAGAUCACACACCUCGCUUCAGAUUCUGCGGCGGCCGGAGACGGAGACACCAUCACUCUGAACGCGGGGGCCCUGCAGACCUUCGAGAUCCUGCCCGCGUUCCACCUGCAGCCCACCAGCACCCCGGGGACCUACUACCUCCAGACGACGUCCAACCAGAGCCUUCCUCUCAGUUUAUCCAAUAACAGCACUGUCACCCUGACGACAGGCUCCUCCCCCUCGUCACAUGAGCACAUCAUCCUCCACAGCCUGUCGACCGACAGCCUCUGCUCCAGCGACGGCGUCAUCAUCCAGACAGUCUCUUCUGACCCCGCCUCCUCGGAGCCGCGGCUGGUCGUGGAGGCUGAGGGGCGGAGCCAGGACGACCAGCUGGAUGCAGCGAGCCUGCUGGAGGGUUCGGCCACGGUUAUCACGGAAACCCAGGAGUCGGUAACGGAGACGUUCACUAGCAAGGGUCCGACCUCAGUCCAACAUGCAGCAGUGCAUUCUGGGAUACCAUCGGGCAGCACGGUGCUCAUCGUGUCUCCUCCCAACAUCAGCAGCACCCUGACAGAUCCCAUCUUGGAGAACCAGGACGGUUCUGACUGA